This is a messenger RNA of Linepithema humile (Argentine ant), 3585 nucleotides long. It is a transcript of the gene dsb, whose product is annotated as debris buster. Gene Ontology annotation, cellular component: membrane; cytoplasm. Lineage: Eukaryota; Metazoa; Arthropoda; Insecta; Hymenoptera; Formicidae. The record is from RefSeq and is a predicted model, not a curated record. Gene Ontology annotation, molecular function: scavenger receptor activity.
CUAGUGGCACUACAUCGCGCUAUCUCCUUGCUCGCUAUUCGACAGAUUGUGGACCGCGCGCGUGCAUCCGAACGUCGUAUCGGACCGCCUUAUUUUGAUUCCUCGCCUUUUUUCUCCUCUAUUUAUCUUCUCAUUCUCCCUCUCUCCCUGCCUACAUUAUUUUCUUCCCCAAUAAUUUAUUCUUCUCUCUCUUUCUCCGUUUCUUCUCCGCACGGGAACUCGUGAAUUAAAAAGGGAGCUCGCGGCCGCCCGCCAGGAUUUAUUCGCGGAGACGCAGCGAGUGAUCUUCACAUGCAGAGUGCGGUCGAAGAAUUUUACUGUGUGAUCGAUACUGGGCUGCUGAGGAAACGUUUUGUUUUUCAUCGAGGAGAAAAAAAAAAGAACGAGUAACAAAUGUUAUGACUGUCGAUGGGAAGUGAGCUUUUAAGCCAGGAAGAGAACCGUUGGAGCCUAGAGUUUUUGCCCGUCCUCGGGUCGCACUUGGAUAAAUUCGAUAAAUGUCUCAAUCGUUCGAUGCCGGAUCCUUCGGCCGCAAACACUGACGAGAUCUCGUUAUAAGAGGUUCGCCGGGAAAGAUAAAGAAAAUUAGAAAUCGAGGAUAUCGGAAUACCGCACGAGACUGAAACGCAUAAAUUGUACCCAAUAGCAGGAUAGAGAAACUUUGCACGGUGCUCUCCCCUGCCGCUCUUCCGACUCUCUUUCCCGGAGAACUUGUGCGUUACAUAAAGAAUUUUACUGGUCAGUUAAUGAACCCGGCUGUGCGUGCACUCGUGGAACAUCCAACGACGCCGACGACGACGAAAACGACGGCGAGGACGACGGCUUGCUCGUUAUUACGCAAAAGUCAAGAAUGAAGGACCAACGGCGGGAUCACGACGAGUGAAAGUGAAGCCGGGGCAACACGCGCUUUACCUGGACCAGGUGUGAAAGCGCAGUGCGCAAUACGUACGCCGGGAACACGUGGUGUGGUGAUACCUGUCGAAACCGCGUUAUCGGCACGGCACGACGACAAGGACGAGUGAUAAUAAUAAUGGCGAUUAUGAUAACGUUGUUGCCACCUCACCGCGAGAACCAUGCCCGGUGUAGUAACAUCAGAUGAUGAAGAUGAUGAAUAUUUCGCAAAUGCAACACGCAUCCUGUUAAUUAGUCACCACUGGCCGAUUAUUUAAUCCACUUUUAUUCCGCUUUUACUUUUAUUAAAAUUAAUGGUUUUAAUCGAAAAUCGAGGACCACCAGUCGAGAUAGAAGUGAUUGAUACCGGAGUUUCUUCAGAAGACGAAUCAUUGCGAAGAAACGAUUAAUCGAACGAAUCAUAAACUAUUAUUCAAGGUUUAGGUUGGAAAUACGUGACGUUAUUGAUUCGGAUUACUCGGACCAUCCAUUAAUUUUUAUCAGUGUCGUGAAUUAUUCUAUCGAAGAAUUUCAAGAGAAGAUUGUUUUCUCUUUACGGCGUAAAUCUAUCGAAAAUUCAAGAUGAAAUUCAUCGCAUCCUUGUUCGGGACGGGAUCUCCGAAGGCGAUGGGCAGGCAGUACAUGAAGGUUGGCCGAAACGCGCUUUUCGGUGUGAGGACUAAUCACAAUGAUGAUAUUUGUACCGAAAAAGUGCCGAGGCCGCUAUCCUUGCUAAUCUCCAAGAAGGGAAAGCUCAGACAUAGUAGGAUAGCAGCAAUCUGUCUAGGUCUUCUUGCACUUGUAAUCGGUAUAGUGCUCAGUAGCAUACCGUGGGUCGACUAUCUCAUUUUAAGACAACUGCGAUUAUGGAACGGCUCGCUCUCCUUUCAAUAUUGGCAGAAACCAGGUGUGGUUCGACUGACGAAAGUUUACAUAUUUAAUGUAACCAAUGCGGAGAGCUUUUUACAAUUGAACGAGAAGCCGAAGCUUCAGGAAGUUGGCCCGUUUGUUUAUCGAGAAGAUAUGGAGAAAGUUAACAUUGUGUUUCAUAAUAACGGAACCGUAAGUUAUCAGCAUAAAAAAAUCCUGAAUUUCGUGCCUGAAAUGUCUAAAGAUGGAGAUAUCAAAGUGAUGGUGCCAAAUAUACCUUUACUGACACUUUCGACGCAAAGCAAGAGUCUCCCGCGUUUUAUCACAAUGGGAUUGUCAAUUUUCUUGAGCGGAUUGCAUAUGAAACCGUUCGUUCCUAUAACUGCACAGGAACUCGUCUUCGGUUAUGACGAUCCAUUAGUUAGCAUUGCACAUCGAUUCUUUCCAAAAACAAGACGACCUAUGAGUAGAAUGGGUCUCUUUCUCGGAAGAAACGGCACAUUGAGUGAAAUGCAUACAAUAUUUACCGGACAUACGAGUAUGAAAGAGUUCGGAUUGCUAAAUCGAUUGAACGGGCUCGAUCACUUGCCAUAUUGGCCGAACGCGCCUUGUAACUCUAUUACAGCUUCGGAAGGAUCCUUCUUUCCGCCGCGAGAACUGACCGGUUCGGAUAUCGUUCACAUCUGGGACAAGGAUCUUUGCAGGACAAUGCCGUUGCAGUAUCGCGGCCCGGUAGAAAAGACGGGUAUCAAAGCGGAUUUGUAUACACCACCGGACGCACUGUUUGGUCGACCGAAUGAGACCGCCCCUAUGGAGAACGAGUGCUUUUGCACCGAUGGCAUUGCCACUUGCCCCCCGCAAGGCUUGCAAGACAUUAGUCCGUGCCAGUAUAGUGCGCCUGUUUACCUCUCAUUUCCGCAUUUUUACAAAGCGGAUCCUGAAUUAUUAGAAGCCGUCGAGGGACUCAAACCGGUUGAGAAACUACACGAAACGUACUUCAAAAUUCAACCAAAACUCGGUGUGCCUCUUGAAGGGAAAGUUCGUGUCCAGUUAAAUUUGAAAGUGGAGCGACAAUCCAGCAUCGCGGUGGUCGCAAACUUUCCCGAUAUAGUGUUCCCUAUUAUGUGGGUCGAAGAGGGUGUAGAGGAGCUUACGCCGGCCAUGAGACGGUGGAUUUAUCUAGCGACCACGUUCGCCAACAUCGCUGUGCCCUGCUUCUCGUACGGCAUGAUUCUAGUCGGACUAACGGCCAUUAUUACGGUGUUCGUGAAGGCGUACAACAGCCCGGUGCUGGCGCACGAAGCGAUCGAGCUCGGAAAAAGGACCAUCAGGAGAGGCUCGUCCUUCCUGAUUAACGGUCAACACCGACUCAUGGUCGGUAGGGAUUCCUACAUUCUCUUAAGCAAUGAUAUUGACGAGAAACAGGACAUUAUAGAGACCCGAUAAAUAUUGUUUCAUUUAUAAAUUAUAGUGUUACACGUGCUUUGAUGCUAAUUGUAAGUAAGUAUAGUGGUUUUAAUGAUCAUACUUGUGAACGAUAAUUAAUGACGCCUAGUCUCGGUUCGUCGUUAAGUGAAUCAAUCGUGCCACUGAUAAGAGAUUCGCCGUUUCUCCAUUGGAAAUCUUAAAUCAGCGAAAGAGUUUAGGAUCACGUAGGCAGAAUUCGAGAAUCUCAGGAACUAAUGUCAUUAGAAACUAACAAUAAGCCAUUUAGAAUUAAAAACAUCUUAAGAUCCAGAAUCUAGAAUUCGAAAUCAAAUAAUUUCAAAUUCUAUUUCACUUUAUGAUACCUUUUUUUUAAUUGAUAUUUUCAUUAAUGCAUAU